This is a messenger RNA of Ceratosolen solmsi marchali, 2673 nucleotides long. RefSeq names its product Mau2 sister chromatid cohesion factor (gene Mau2). The coding region runs from base 458 to 2242 and encodes 594 amino acids. NCBI's taxonomy places the organism in Eukaryota, Metazoa, Arthropoda, Insecta, Hymenoptera, Agaonidae. Gene Ontology annotation, molecular function: protein binding. The transcript has 8 exons. Gene Ontology annotation, biological process: mitotic sister chromatid cohesion. The record is from RefSeq and is a predicted model, not a curated record.
ACGUCCGCAAUCGCAAACUGGCUUUAGCUACUAUAAGGUUUUGGCGUUUUUUCUGUUUUGUUUAGGCAGCAGCACUGCAGCAGCGCUACCACAGUUUGCACGCUAUCAACGACUUUUGCAAGUGAGCAAAUGUGCAAGUCGCCAAUUAAAUCGAGCCCGAUCCUCCGAUGUUCAAGACUCGUAGAAGAAGAAAAAAAUAACACCUAGGAGUUAGCGAUUGAUGUGUCUCUCAGUGUCAGUGUCCCCGCGUUUCGUGCCGUUUGUAUACAUACGAGCGGGUCCUCGCGAGCCCCGUUCCAUAUUCCGCUCCGAUUGGCCCCCGCACGUCGGCUCAGCGUCUCUCGGCUGGUGAUUACUGAUUUUGCGAGUUGGGGAGGCGAGGGGCUCGCCCGCAGGAAGCUCCCGAGUGCGGUCGGCCUGCCGAGGCGCGUUCUAGCUCCUGGCGAGAAAUGUAAAAAUGGCGUCGUCCCAGGAUGCUUGGUAUCUGUCGCUGUUGGGUCUGGCCGAGAACUUUCGCACCUCGAGCCCGCCCAGCAUCAAGUCCUGCAUACAGUGCCUCCAGGCGGUUUUCAACUUCAAGCCGCCGCCCCGGGUCGAGGCCCGCACCCAUCUCCAGCUGGGUAACAUCCUCCUCACCCACACCAAAAACAUAGAUCUGGCCCGAACGCAUCUCGAGCGCGCGUGGCAGCUAAGUCAGACCAUCAAUACCUUCGACGACGUCAAAUUUGAGGCGGCCAGCGUGCUGGCCGAGCUUUAUGAACAACAGCAACAGUCCAGUUUGAGUCAGUCCAUCCUGCGUAAAGCCAUCGAACUCUCUCAGCACAAUGUUUAUUGGCAUUGUAGGCUUAUAUUCCAGCUCGCCCAAAUACACGCAUCAGAGAAGGACUUGAAUGCAGCUGGUGGAUUGUUGGCCGUCGGCGCCGACUAUUCACAAAUAAGCAAUGCAAAUUACACAAGGGUUUUGUUUCUGCUCAGUCGGUGUAUGCUGCUGCUGAUCGAUAAAAAAUUUGCAGAAGUUUCGCCUUUGCUUAAUUCGACCGGGCAUCAAGUGGAAAAUUGGCAAGGGAAUCCGCAUCAGAAGGAAUAUUUGAAAGUGUACUUCUUAGUGCUUCAAGUUUGUCAUUAUCUGAUGUCUGGACAAGUCAAAAGUGUAAAACCAUGCUUAAAGCAAUUGCAGCAAAGUAUACAGGCCAUAAUGGCUCCGUCGUGGCCAUCAGAUGAAAUUGUCACCGGCCCCCACAUAGGUGAUAUGUUCAUAUGGAUGCCCAAAGAGCAUUUAUUUGUUCUCGUUUACUUGGUAACCGUUAUGCAUUCUAUGCAGUCGGGUUACAUGGAUAAAGCUCAAAAAUAUACGGACAAAGCACUUGCCCAAAUAGAGAAUUUAAAACUCAUCGACAAUAAACCAAUUCUCUCUGUUUUUCAAUUGAUGUUAUUGGAACAUAUAGUCAUGUGUCGACUCGUUAUGGGAAAUAAAAGUGCGGCUCUUUCCGAAAUUUCUCAAGCUUGCCAAUUGUGUAGGCAUCAGCCCAAACUUUUACAAAGUCACAGAGCACAAUUACAUACGUUACUUGGUUUGUAUGCGAUGUCUAUGAAUUGCAUGGAAGCAGCAGAGGCUCAAUUAAUCUCGGCGUUAAACAAGUCGCAAGAAAAAGAAUUGGUCACGUUUGCGAAUUUAAAUUUGGCAAUAGUUUAUCUUAGGACAAGGAGAGAUGCUGAAUUAGGAACGCUUUUGGAAAGGAUAAAUCCAGAAUCAUUGCCAUCUCUUUCGCAUUCCUUGAGAGCAGCAGCGUAUUACGUACAGGGCCUUCAAGCUUUCUUUGGAGCAAGAUAUAAUGAAGCCAAGAGGUAUCUUCGGGAGACAUUAAAAAUGGCGAAUUCGGAAGAUCUAAAUCGAUUAACAUCGUGUAGCCUAGUGCUUCUUGGUCAUAUAUUUUUAUCAUUAGGCAAUCAUAGAGAAUCUAUGAAUAUGGUGACACCUGCUAUGCAGUUGGCUUCCAAAAUACCCGAUGUUCAUGUACAGUUAUGGGCGACAGCAAUUUUAAAAGAUUUGAAUAGAAUCUGCGGCGAUCACAAUCGUGAAAGUGAAGCAUAUCAAAUGCAUUGUACAUUUUCUCAAACAUUACUUAAAGACCACUUUCAAAGUACUCAAAUGAGCGAACAUUCUCUAAUUCAAUGGACUGAAGGCCCAGUACCCAUAUUACCAAAUAGUUCGCCUGCUUCGACAUCGCAGGCAAUCUUAUAGUGUACAGAUACAGAUUCAUUAUCUUGUAAAUUUAUUAAGGAUACUGUUUUCUAAAAGAAUUUAUUUGUAAAUAACAAAAGUGUCAAGACUUAGCUUGUUAUAACUGAAUAUGUAACAUUAUUCUUGAAGCAAUUGUUAGAUUAAUCAGUAAAAAUUUUGGUAAAUAGUAUCCACAUAUUUUUAAAAUCUUAUUUUAUUUUUGAAAUAAUUAGAAUGAAUUUAGAAUGGAAUACUGUCAAGAGAAAAAGAGAAAAUAAUUUUUUCUUUAACUUUCUUACUAGUAUAAAAUAAAUUAUAAAUUUCAAAGGCUUCAUUAGAGCGCACGAAUGCGUAACUAAAUAACUAAAUGCACACCCACACACGCGCGCGCGCACGCACACAUACAUACAUAUAUGUACGUAUGUGCGUGCGACUGUGUUUAUGCAGUGGGG